CCUUUUUUAGUUGACAUGUGGAAAUGAGAUAAAAUGUCUGGAGACUCGGAGUCAUGGUAUAGCAGAUUGAGAAAUCUGAUCCUCAAUGCAAAUAUUGGCAACCCCUCAAGUGACUCCGUUUUCUCAACUCUGCCGGAGGUAUCAACAUCAAUUUCUCUGAAUGAUGGAACUGAUCAUCUUUCGCCUCCAUACGGAUCGCCACAUGUGUCAAUAAGUGGAGAAUUUCUCGAAACAGGAAACAGAAGUGGAUGGCUCGCUUUGCACGAAGCGGCGGCUAGAAACGAUUCAGAGGUUUUGGCAUUCCUGCUCAAACAUGCCGGGACAUUUAUUGAUGUCCUGACCGAAGAAAACGAAACUCCGCUCUUUCUGGCAGUCAAGCAUGGGCACUUGGCGGUUGCUAAGCAGCUAAUCAAAGCCCACUCGAGCCUGAACAUCGCGAAUAUUGACGGAUUGACUGCCUUAUCUGUGGCUGUACAAAACGAUAAUUUGGAAAUGAUCAGUCUCCUACUGAAGGAGAGUGACUGUAAUGUGGACCACAGAGAGCACCACGGCUGGGCGGCCUUACACGAGGCAGCUCGUCAGGGGAAAAGGCAGGUCAUCAACAUGUUGCUGAAAGCAAGGGCUCAAACAAACAUACUGACAAAUUUAGGAGAGACGCCCAUCUAUAUAGCUUGUAAGUAUGGCCAUGUAUCUUGUGUGGAAAUUCUAUUACGACACGACGGUAGAGCCAACAUCGCCAACAGUAUUUCGGGACAAACUCCGCUCUUCAUUGCUGCAAACAAGAACCACGUGGACUGUGUCAACUUCCUUAUUAAUUAUGCGGCAGAUCCGAAUAUCAGCAAUAAAGACGGACUCCUUCCAUUACAUACGGCUGUGUGGGCUAAUAGCAUUUCAUGUUUGAAGGCUCUUAUUCCGGUUACAGAUAGGAAAAAAAUUGAGAGCUACUCUGGCAUGACUCCUGUACAACUAGCAGUAUUCAAGCACAACGUUGAGGCUUUGCAGGUUCUUAUUGAACACAACUUUGACGUCAACGCAGUUGCAUCUAGCAGUCCCGAAGAGAUUUCCUCUCCUAGUCAAAAUGGAUCGGCCACUUACACUUUCACACACUUUGGAUCGGUAACCAAUCUGCGUCUUAAGACACCUCUGUUCCUCGCUUCUCUAUGGAACCACGAGACUUGCAUCAAGCUACUUCUAGACGCCAAUUCAGAUCCCAAUCGGAAUGACCCGCUCAAGUUCUGUAUCAGCAAUAACAGAAUCGAUAUGUGCAAUUUAUUGGUUAGACAUGGUGCUACAAUUAGACCACGCCAUAUGUACAUGGCGAAAAGUAACGAAAUGUUGCAGCUGCUUUUGUCCUGUGGUCUUGACCCGACAUCAUUAUUUGCUAACUGUAAAGACAGUCAUAGCGACAACGAACAUUGCGCUUUGAUAGAUGAUUGGUUGAUUAAACAUUUCGCGACACCUGCUCAAACUUUGCGCUUGGUUCUUAGUCUGACCGGAAACGUGAACAAGUGUAUGCGCUUUGAACAAAUGUUUAGUCAUGUUUUGCCGAAUGAGCCAAGGAAACUGAAAAAUUUGGUUCGCAUUUUCAUCCGGUCGCAGUUUUCGGCACAGCAAUUGAUUCAGUCAAGAGGGUUCUUUGCUCUUUUGAAUUUGCCUGGAACUUUGCAAGAAUUUCUAUGCUGUCCAGAUUUAGUAAUUUGAUAUGAAUGAGAAAACUAACUUAUUGCAUUUUAUAUCAUUGACUGCAAAUCGUAAUGAAAGUCAUAUUAGGCUUCAGAAUUGCUGUAGUUAGUUUCAAUGUCAAUUUUUAAAGCGUUCCCACAGAAUGCGUUAAAUUUUCAAUUCAGUUUAUUCUCUUUG
Molecule: messenger RNA, 1860 nt
Organism: Symsagittifera roscoffensis
Lineage: Eukaryota; Metazoa; Xenacoelomorpha; Acoela; Convolutidae
Product: ankyrin repeat and SOCS box protein 15-like
Exons: 5
Coding region: 34-1701 (555 amino acids)
Molecular function (GO): protein binding
Source: RefSeq, a predicted model, not a curated record